AUGCCCCCUCCCGCGUCCUGCCAGCCUAAUGGAACCAGCCAAGAAGCCCUGCAGUAUGAAAUCAAAGAGCUGAAACAGAAAGACCUUGCUCUAGACCAGGAAACUGCACAAUUAUUGUCCGAAGGCUACAGCCUGGAGGAACUGGAGCAGCACAUUUCUCUGCUCCAUGAGUACAAUGAUAUUAAAGAUGUUGGGCAGAUGCUGCUGGGCAAACUGGCUGUUAUCCGAGGGGUUACUACAAAGCAGCUCUACCCUGAAUACUACGAUCUGGAGCUUAGCGACUAGUAUUGAACCUGAAGAUUGCCCCGUCCUGCAAAGCUGACACUUACUGGGCCGUGACGGUUUGGUGUGGUAUUGGUUCAGAACGGACAGAAGGUGGCCUCAGAAGCGUGUGUGUGGAAUUGCAACAGCGCGUGCAUGAACAGCCUUAUUUCCGAGCAGCUUUACAACGUGAAAGCUGUUGAAUCGGUCAACUGUGUCCUGCUUGUGGGAAAGGGAUGUAGGACUUUGGAUAAUUUUGUCUCCGGUCUGAUGGGACAGUAUUUUUUUUUUUUUCGUUUGUUGGAAAGGCCGUAAUUCAGGUUGAUGUGAAGACUCUUCCCGUGGAGACCUUGCUUCUCUCCAGCAUCCAGGGGCUGUUUGGUUACUGAAUAAUAGAGGAAGCGAGGGCAUGCAAACGUGCAAUGUAAUAGCUGCUUUGAAAGAAAAGAAAAAACCCUCGGAAGCAGCAAGGGAAGAAGGCUGAAUUUGUGGUGGCUUGGGGGUUGGUUUUGUUUUAUGAUCACAUCUGGGUGAGGCUGGGUAUUCUGCAUUUUUGUACUUAACUGCUCGGGUAUCUAGAGGUUCUGUAUCAUUUCUGUGGUAAAUGGCAAAAGGUGAAGUUGUAUUGAACUGUCCUGUCUGAAUAAAGCAGCUGUCACAUUU
Molecule: messenger RNA, 924 nt
Organism: Falco peregrinus (peregrine falcon)
Lineage: Eukaryota; Metazoa; Chordata; Aves; Falconiformes; Falconidae
Product: DNA repair protein SWI5 homolog
Biological process (GO): double-strand break repair via homologous recombination
Cellular component (GO): Swi5-Swi2 complex; Swi5-Sfr1 complex
Source: RefSeq, a predicted model, not a curated record